UGUCGUCUGAUCUGACGCUGGAGCUUUGAACGUAACUGUCUUGCGUGCCAGAUGUGGAGGAAGACUAAAAAUAAUCUCCCAGGCUAUCACUGAGGGAGAAACACGUGCUCGGGGUGAGCUCAGGAUCCAAGGACCCCAAUCCAAGGGGAGCCAAGAAAGUCCCCCAGCGCGUGGCCCCGAAGCCGGGCUCUGGGCAGAACACACACGGUGGGAGCUGGUCCUUCCCAGGCUGCACCCCUCCCACCCCCGUCCGGGGCUGCCUGCCUCCGCUCUGAGCCCUUCACCACUUGGGCUCUGCCUUGUGCAUCGCUUAGGAAGAAAAUGGUCCCCAGAGGUUACAGACAAGGAGGACAACGCCGGGGCUGGGGCAUCUUCUUUCCCCAGACUCUGUGCAUCUUCUUGUUGCUAUUAGAUACGGGCUCUGCGAGAGGGUUAUGGAAACGGGCGGUGCACCUGAAGUUGGCGGAGAAAUCCCAAGAUUAUGAAUACCCUCUCCAUUCUCAUGGUGGCCAUCAUCCCCGGAAUGAGCGCUGUCCACCACCCCCCCAAACAUUACCGAAAGGAGCUUGUGAAGUGACCAGCUGCCGCUCAGAUUCGGUGUGUGAAAGACACAAACGUUGCUGCUUCAAUGGGUGCACCUAUGCCUGUCUGGAAUCAGUGCAGCCUCCACCAGUUCUAGACUGGCUGGUGCAGCCCAAACCCCGCUGGCUGGGAGGCAACGGCUGGCUGCUUGAUGGACCAGAGGAGGUUUUACAAGCAGAGGCCUGCAGCACCACAGAGGAUGGGGCGGAACCUCUUCACUGCCCCACUGGCUACGAAUGUCACAUCAUAAACCCCGGAAACUCUGCGGAGGGCAUCCCCAACAGAGGGCAAUGCAUCAAGCAGCGGAAGGCUUCUGAUGGACAAAGCCUAAAACAUAAAUCUUACAAGGACGUUGUGGGAAGUAAUUCGAAUUAUGUGGUCGGCUAUGAGAAAGAACGCCAGAAGCGUUUGCAUUAAUCCAACAGAUGAAUUGAAAAUGAGUGAACAAAUGAAAAGUUAUGCAACCUUGGCCCCAAAGAAGAGAUAUGAGAAUGCAACACCCUCCUUGCUUUGUAGAGGUGGGGAACUGGGAGUAUGGAGCACUUCAUGCAAUGUUGAACUUGAUUUGUUUGUUGGUUAGUUUUGCUGAAUUUUUUUCCCCACUUUUUAAUUCUUUAUUCUAAGGAAUGGCUCUAUAGGGGAGAAGG
Molecule: messenger RNA, 1229 nt
Organism: Vombatus ursinus (common wombat)
Lineage: Eukaryota; Metazoa; Chordata; Mammalia; Diprotodontia; Vombatidae
Gene: WFDC1
Product: WAP four-disulfide core domain 1
Exons: 6
Coding region: 322-999 (225 amino acids)
Biological process (GO): regulation of cell growth
Cellular component (GO): extracellular region
Molecular function (GO): peptidase inhibitor activity
Source: RefSeq, a predicted model, not a curated record